GCUCAUGGGCAUCCACACUAAUGAAACAAUGUAUUCGUCACAUUUGUAAUCUGUCACUAUCCCUUGAUCCCUCAUUUGACGAUCGUUUCUAGGUGUCAAGAGUCGUCCAGCAUGAACAGUACCAACCUUUGUUUGUUUGACGUUUGUUGUGCUUUGUUGCAAAGACGACCAAAAUAAGUUCCAGGACAGAACCCGGCUUAAGCUGUAAGUCUUCACAUAAUCUCAGUUGUGUUCUUGAUGAAACCCUUCCUCAAACUCUCUUCUGCCUGCUAUCUUUAUUUCGGUCUCCCAGAAGUUGACAUAGCUUCGUUGAGGUUCCUUGUUUUGGUUCUUCAAAUUCUGAAAAGAAGACCGCUAGUAUGGAUACCUUGAUAAAGCUUAUUCCUGAAUUAGGGCGGGAGUAUGUUCACAUAAAGUGUCCAAGCAAAGUUGUGUCAAUUUUGGGCAAAUUUGCAGCAGGUGGUGUAAAUGCCUUACAGGUGAUCGCUGACUUUGACCAUACUGUAACGAAACAACAUAUUCAUGGUGAACGACAUGUGUCAAGUUUUUGUGUAGUUAACAAGUGCACUGUUCUGCCAGAAGAUUUUCGGGACAAAGAUCGCAAGUUGUUGGAGAAAUAUUUACCUAUUGAAAGGGAUCCAAAUUUAUCCAAGGAAGAGAAGAUACCCUAUAUGGUUGAGUGGUACACCACCACUAGUGAAUUGUUAAAUGGAUUCCCUCUCGGAUCCGAUGAGAUAGCAAGUGCUGUCAAAAAGUCUGACACUCAACUCAGAACAGGAACAGCUGAGCUAGUCAAUGCUCUCGAUGAAGAAGAUGUACCUAUGCUAAUAUUUUCUGCUGGUCUUGGUGAUGUUGUAGAUGCAAUUUUAAAAUGUCAUGGUGUUGUUAACAAAAAUAUCCAUGUGAUUUCUAAUUUUCUGAAGUAUAAGGAUGGACAUGUUAAUGGAUUUACCAAUGACAUUGUGCAUCCAUUCAAUAAGAAUGGCAAAGCUGCAGAACACACAAAAUACUUUGAGUUAAUGUCAAGUCGGCACAAUGUGAUUCUCAUGGGUGACAAUUUGGGUGAUGCUGAAAUGGCUGAUGGUGUACCAAACACUGAUGCUGUUUUGAAGAUAGGAUUCCUGUAUGGUGCUGUUUCUACACUUCUGCCUUCAUACAUGGAUCAUUUUGAUAUCGUCCUUGUCGAUGAUCAGACAAUGGUCAUUCCAAACUCUAUUUUCAAUCAUGUUAAGAAAAACUAGCUGAAUCCAAUGAGUAGACCAUUAUACCUGUGGCCCAGUGAAGAGACAGACAUAAGCAAUCAAAAGGACUAAAAUAUGGAAACCUUUAAAUCCUUCAAAGGAUUUUUCCUUUAAAACAUAAAAUCCUUUAACUUGCUUAAAGUUUACAUUUUCCUGUUUUCUUUUAGUCAAUCAUAAAUACACCAAUGAUUCCAUCUUUUCCUAUAAUUCAAAACCACUUGAUCUGUGUAGGGAAUCUCUUGUUGGGGAUCUCUUGGGAAUACUGUUACAGACAUAAAUCAAUGGCUUGUCUGAUAUUCUCCCUUGCUUUUGAUUUCUCUUCUUCAUUUGACUACAGCACAAAUGGUUUCUGCUAAGCCAAUCUAGGUGGGCACUCAGAUUUAUGAUUUUCGGCUCCAUGUAUGCCUUCCUGGUUAAAGAUUAUUUAUUUGAUCUGGAUAUUGACACCGCUUUUGUUCCUGUGUUUUCAAAAUAAUUAAUGUGUGGUGUGUGAACUUGUGUUGUGUAUUCUCACCUUUUGUUCUUUGUUUGUUGAAGUGAGCAGUUACAUUUUAUUAAAACGUUCUCAUUUAAAUAAAAACCAGCUGUGUA
Molecule: messenger RNA, 1832 nt
Organism: Thrips palmi
Lineage: Eukaryota; Metazoa; Arthropoda; Insecta; Thysanoptera; Thripidae
Gene: cN-IIIB
Product: 7-methylguanosine phosphate-specific 5'-nucleotidase
Exons: 8
Coding region: 360-1241 (293 amino acids)
Cellular component (GO): cytoplasm
Molecular function (GO): 5'-nucleotidase activity; magnesium ion binding
Source: RefSeq, a predicted model, not a curated record